Osmia lignaria (orchard mason bee) is the source of this 2909-nucleotide messenger RNA. The record is from RefSeq and is a predicted model, not a curated record. NCBI's taxonomy places the organism in Eukaryota, Metazoa, Arthropoda, Insecta, Hymenoptera, Megachilidae.
CAUCAAGGUGCAAGGGAAGAAGAUAAAAUACAGGAAAGAAGUACAGAAAAAUGCAGACCAGCUCGACAUUCCUAUUCCUGAAUAUCUUUCUUUGCUUUUGUCUUUGGAAAAUCGUCGUUGCCGACGACAAGCUGAGGGUUGCUUUUCAAUGGAAGCAACUCGAAUACGAAUGGCCGAGCAACAAUACCAAGCAGCUGUUUCCAGGAUACAAGCAAGAGGACAACCUACCCCUUGGCCUCGAAAUUACUAGUAACAGGAUUUUUGUCACCGUUCCGAGAUGGAGGCUCGGAGUUGCAGCCAGUUUAAAUUAUUUCUACAUUAAUGAUACUCGUGAAUCUCCUACUUUGAUUCCUUACCCUUCGUGGGAAGCGCACCAAUACAAGGAUGAAAAUGUACCAGAGAUCAUUUCCACAUUUCGAAUUCGCGCAGAUCGUUGCGAAAGACUGUGGGUCCUCGACACGGGAUUCACCGAUAUUUUAGAUAGUCCGGAACAACAAUCAUCACCGGCGUUGCUCGUAUACGAUCUAACGACCGAUCGAUUGUUACGAAAAUUCGUUAUUCCAGAGGAUCAAAGAACACCUGAUUCUCUUUUCGCCAAUAUCGCUAUCGAAGAUUAUUCUUGCGAGGACGCUUAUGCUUACCUAGGCGAUCUGGGUGGACCAGGGCUCGUAGUUUAUUCAUGGAAGAUGGGUAAAUCGUGGCUCGUCAAACAUCAUUUCUUCCAUCCUGAUCCUCAGGGUGGAGAGUUCAAUGUAUCAGGGAUCUCGUUUCAAUGGACGGAUGGGUUGUUCGGUAUGAGCCUCGCACCCACAGGUGAUGGAUACAGUACCAUGUAUUUCCAUCCAUUAUCCAGUAGCAUGGAGUUCUCAGUCAGUACUAAGCUGCUUAGAGAUCCUCAACGUGCCACUUCUUCGGAAUAUUUCCACGAGUUCUAUGCUCUAGGAUCUCGAGGACCGAAUGGUCAAAGCAGCGUCAGCUUUUUGGACCCAAAUACGGGUGUUCUUUUCUAUGCAUUGACCAACAAGAACGCUAUCGCCUGCUGGAGACCCCAAAAUACGUUCAUGAUCCAGCAACAAGAUUUCAUUUACAUGGAUAACGUUACAAUGAUCUUUCCAAAUGAUUUAAAGAUUGACCAAAAUGGCAAUAUUUGGGUGCUGUCGGACCGUCUGCCUACAUUCAUGUACCUCCGCUUAGACCCCGAAGACUACAACUUCCGAAUUCUCAGAGGCUCUACCAAAAACGCCAUAGAAGGCACCGUCUGUUCGAUGAACCCACCUCCAACCACGAACAUCCCACGUGGUGUUUUUCCAAACUUACAAAACACAAUCACUUCAAAAGCACCUGUGCUCUCCGGUUGCACGAAAAAUUCCGAAUUGAGCUUAGUCUCGAUAAUUGCCUGCGUGCUCAUUCUGAGAAGGUUCAUUAAUUAUACUAUGGAAAAAGUGGAAAGUUCGAUACCAGGACUCGGACCACUUCCUGGGAGAAAUGACCGACUGAAAACUGCAUAUACUUUCCUCAAAGGAAGAAGACAAGUAGACGGCGCGGAAGACCUCUGGAGAGUCAGAAACAGUUUGUACGAUUUGGAAGGUUUUGCCAGAAUUCAUCCAGGAGGAGAAGAAUGGAUCCGCCUCACCAAAGGCACUGAUAUUACAGAGAUUUUCGAAUCGCAUCAUUUGACGGACAAGGCUAGUAAUAUCCUCCCUAAGUAUUUCGUGAAGGAGGCAGUUACACCACGAUCGGUGCCAUUAACGUUCGAACCGAAUGGAUUUUUCUGCACUUUUAAGAAACGCGCGGUGGAAGCGUUGAAAAACGUCGAUUUUCAUCGGCCAUCGAAGAAGACAAACCUCAUUGCUGAUCUUCUCGCUAUGACAGCUAUCACUCUCAGUCUCGCAGCAGUUUCCAAGCAAUCAUAUUUGAUCAUCGUUUUCGCUGCGAUUUUCCACGCGUGGACCACAAUAGCAGCUCACAAUUACGUUCACAUGAGAGAUAAUUUCCGAAUGUACUAUCUUGAUCUGAGUACAAUGUCCUCAAAGGACUGGCGGGUAACGCACGUGAUGAGCCAUCACACUUAUCCAAAUACCCUUUGGGAUUUUGAAGUUUAUACGGCUGAACCUUUCCUUCAGUGGCUACCAGACAAAAGGAAAACCAUGCUUAACAGUUUCCUGAGUCAACUUAUAAGCCCUAUAUUCUGGGCUUUUACGUUUAUCGAGCAAGCAGUGAAAAGAUAUUACUCGGUAUUCUUUCAAUAUAGGAAAUUCGAAUUCCGGGACGCUGUACCUUUCUUCCUUCCACUAACGAUGGUAUUCUUUGCCCCAAACUAUUUAACAGCUUUGAAAUUCUGGUUUUUAAUCAUUAUGACCAGCAGUUUUAUAUUCUCUAUGAUUGGUUUUAAUGCGGCGCAUCAUCAUCCCGAUAUUUUCCACGAUGGUGAUGUAUACAGGGACGAUCUUGAUUGGGGUUUGUUGGAAUUGGACGCGGUGAGAGAACGUAAGGUGAUCGACGAUUCCAAUUUUUUGGUGUUGACCAAUUUCGGUUUACACGGUCUGCACCAUCUAUUACCAACUGUCGAUCAUUGUUAUUUACCUUUAUGUGUAAAAGCGUUCGAAGAAACUUGUAAGGAAUUUGGAAUCAGCACAGAUAAGUUUAGCCAGUGGGAGCUGGUUAAAGGACAAUUUCAGCAGUUGUCGCGUAAAGAAAUUAAAAAGAAUUACAGAUAAAUAUAUAAAUAAAUAGAACGAAGCAGCAAUUACGUUUAAAGCAACGAUCGAUGCAAGUAUUGAAGAUGAUUUAGGUGUAGAUGUAGUUUUCUGUAAUUUCCUUACUUGUUUUGAGUUGUGUGAAAUAAAAAUAAGACUGACGGGUUCAGAAAAAAAUGCAGCUGUUAAAAAGGAAUAUGAAAUAUGUAUUAU